Messenger RNA from Cyclospora cayetanensis, 1695 nucleotides. Its product is annotated as pre-mRNA-splicing factor SLU7. The record is from RefSeq and is a predicted model, not a curated record. The transcript is spliced from 8 exons. NCBI's taxonomy places the organism in Eukaryota, Apicomplexa, Conoidasida, Eucoccidiorida, Eimeriidae. The coding region runs from base 1 to 1695 and encodes 564 amino acids. Gene Ontology annotation, molecular function: pre-mRNA 3'-splice site binding. Gene Ontology annotation, cellular component: spliceosomal complex. Gene Ontology annotation, biological process: mRNA splicing, via spliceosome.
AUGUCUUCAGUAACAUCGGCUGCGUUUCAGUCGCGGGAGGAAGCGCGCCGCGCACGCGAGCUGGAAGAAGCCCGCAAAGCAGGCACUGCCCCUGCAGAGAAGGAUGAGAAGGCGAAGUACACGCACAAAGAUUUGGCACCUGAUGAGAUUAUUGCAGAGACGCCCAAGCUGACGUAUGACGCCAAGAGAGAUCGGUAUGGCGGCUAUACGGGAGACGAUUUUAAGUGGCUUGUGCGCGAACAUGAGUUGGCGCAACUCGAGCGAAAGCGGCAGAAAGCACUCGAGCAGCAGCAGCUGCUGCAGCAGCAGGGGCCCGCCGCAGCAGCUGCUGCCGAGAAGAAGAAGAGGCAGCAGCAGAGACGCCUGAGGAAGCAGCAGAAGCUCGAAGCGCGACUCAAGAAGCAGCAGCAGCGGGAGGCAGCCAAGGCUGCCAAGAAAGCGGCUGCGGCUGCUGCUUCUGCCGUCUCCGCCUUUGCGGGAGGAGACACCCCCCACGAGGAUGGGGAAAAAGGGGCUAAUGCGAUUACCAAAGCCAAAACUGCGGACGGCGAGAAAGAAGGCGCUACUUCUGACACGAACACUGACACAGACGACGCCAACACAGACACCGAUACAGACACAGAUACAGACACCGAUACAGACACAGACGGAUCCGAUGAUGAAGACGUCAAGCUACACGACUUCGACAAGACUUCUGCGCCCGUGGCGUGCAAAGACGAACGGAGUCGGAUCAACACGCGAGAUCUCCGCAUCCGCGAGGAUACUGCCAAAUAUCUCCUCAACUUGGAUAUCGGCUCCGCCUUCUACGAUCCCAAGAGCAGAAGCAUGAGAGACGAUCCCUUCAAACACCUCUCCGAAGCGCAGAGGGGGCCCUUCCGCGGAGACAACGCGCUCCUCCAAGCUGGAGAAGUUAAAGCAACACAACAGCUUCAGCUCUUUGCAUGGGAAGCUUACAAACAUGGGCAGAAUGUUCAUUUCAACGCGCAGCCGACGCAGUUGGAGUUUCUGUUUCAAGAGCAUCAGAAGAAGAAGACUGAAUUGGAGGCGAAGAAGCAGAGCAGUGUAAUCGUCAAAUAUGGAGGUGUAGAGCAUCUGCAAACGGAUCCCCGCAUUCUUUAUGCCCAGACGGAGGCAUACGCCGAAUAUUCUCGAGAUGGACGGGUGUUGCGUGGCCGCGAAAGGACUCUCACAAAGUCCAAAUAUGAAGAGGACGUCCACCCCGGCAAUCAUACUUCAGUAUGGGGUUCUUACUACAGCUCUGCACUUCAAAAGUGGGGAUUUGCGUGUUGCAGACAAACCAGCUUUCGGGCAGAUUGCACGGGAAGGCCGGAAGACAGCAUCACGCUCGAAUCUUUGGAGCUUGCACCGCCAGCGGCAGAAGCAGCUGCUGCUGCUGCUGCUGGUGCACGUGCUGCUGCUGCUGCUGGUGCACGUGCUGCUGCUGCUGCUGGUGCACGUGCUGCUGCUGCUGCUGGUGCACGUGCUGUUGGUAGCUUGAAGCCCCUGCCGCAUCGGUCUAGCAUCCCAAAGGUCGCCUGUGCGCUAAAAACAAAAGGAGUUUGCCGCUUAGAGCUGUUUAAUCCGUUAAAAAAGCACUACUCCAAGCAACGAAAAGCGCAGAAGGGGCCCCCUAAACGCCUUCUGGAAGGCUCUCUACGGCUUGCGAGCGCUCUCCUCCCUCUUCUUUCACCUUGA